Messenger RNA from Aspergillus luchuensis, 1236 nucleotides. Its product is annotated as ANP1/MMN9/VAN1 family protein. Gene Ontology annotation, molecular function: alpha-1,6-mannosyltransferase activity. The record is from RefSeq and is a predicted model, not a curated record. The transcript has 4 exons. Gene Ontology annotation, biological process: protein N-linked glycosylation; cell wall mannoprotein biosynthetic process. Gene Ontology annotation, cellular component: mannan polymerase complex. Lineage: Eukaryota; Fungi; Ascomycota; Eurotiomycetes; Eurotiales; Aspergillaceae. Bases 1 to 1236 code for a protein of 411 amino acids.
AUGUUGCUCCCCAAGGGUGGUGUAACGUGGAAGUCUGCCAAAGCACGGCUGCCUCCAUGGCGGGCUGUUCUGUUCCUGGUCACACGGACCCGUUUUCUGGUCUCAUUGGCCAUCACUGGUCUUGUAGUCCUACUAUGGCGUGGCAUUAGCAAGUCAGCGUCGGAGAUGCAGAGCUUCUACUGCUAUGGCCCUUCAAAAUCGCCGAUGGAGAUGAGCAUCAACGAAAUGGUCGAGUGGACCGCGCACACACAGACCCCUGUCGUCUUCAACCAUCACGCUGCCUACGAAGUGAACUCCUCGAGCAUCAAGACCGUCGACCUCAACCCCAUCAAGUCUACCUCCCAGGCCAUCUCGAAUUCUGAGCGGGUGCUCAUCCUCACCCCUCUGAGAGACGCAUCCGAACAUCUGGUCAACUACUUCGAUCUCCUCUACAAGCUGACGUACCCUCACAACCUCAUUGACCUGGCCUUCCUCGUUGGUGAUUGCAGUGACGACACCAUGGCUGUUCUUACCGCCGAGCUGUCCCGGAUCCAGGACCAGGUGGAUGAGAAGAUUGCUUUCCGUAGCGCGACAAUUGUGCAGAAGGACUUUGGGGCUGAUGUCGAGAUGAACGUCGAGGACAGGCACUCUUUUGCUGCUCAAGGCCCGCGCCGCAAGGCUAUCGGUCGCGCCCGCAACUACCUGCUCUACUCGGCUCUCAAACCUGAUCACUCUUGGGUCUACUGGAGAGAUGUUGACAUCUUCGACAGCCCUGAUAGCAUCAUUGAAGAUUUCAUUGCUCACGACAGGGAUAUUCUGGUUCCAAACAUCUGGUUCCAUCGCUACCGGGAUGGUGUUGAUGUCGAAGGUCGAUUUGACUACAAUUCGUGGAUCGAAUCGGACAAGGGACGCCGGCUUCGGCAGACUCUCGACCCGGAUACUGUUCUGGCUGAAGGCUACAAGGAGUACGACACUGGUCGCACUUACCUGGUUGGCAUGGGUGACUGGAGAAAGAACAAGGAUGAGGAAGUUGAGCUCGACGGUAUUGGCGGUGUCAACAUCCUCGUGAAGGCUGAUGUACACCGGACUGGCAUCAACUUCCCGGCCUACGCUUUCGAGAACCAGGCUGAAACCGAGGGGUUCGCCCGCAUGGCCAAGCGUGCUGGAUACCAGGUGUACGGUCUUCCGAACUAUGUCGUCUGGCACAUUGACACGGAUGAGAAGCCUGGCAACCUCGGAGGCCGCAAGGCAUACUAG